This is a messenger RNA of Syzygium oleosum, 1501 nucleotides long. RefSeq lists its product as uncharacterized. The coding region runs from base 32 to 1441 and encodes 469 amino acids. The record is from RefSeq and is a predicted model, not a curated record. Lineage: Eukaryota; Viridiplantae; Streptophyta; Magnoliopsida; Myrtales; Myrtaceae. The transcript has 2 exons.
CCUCCUCCUCCUCCGACCACCUCGAGCGCCGAUGGAUCCCUGCCCCUUCGUGCGCCUCACGGUGGGCAGCCUCGCCCUCAAGAUCCCCGUCGCCGCCAAGCCCGCCCGCUCCGCCGUCCACCCCUCUUCCUCCCCUUGCUUCUGCAAGAUCAAGCUCAACACCUUCCCCCUCCAGACCUCCCUCGUCCCCUACCUCCCCCCCGACUCCCCCCACGACGGCGCCUCCUCCCCCCCUACCCCCGGUGCCGUCGGCGGGGGCGGCGCCACCUUCCACCUCAGCAAGUCCGACCUCGACAGGCUCGCCGGGAAGUCCAUCUUCUCCGGCAAGGUCUGCCUCAAGGUCUCCGUUUACACGGGCCGGCGCGGGGCGACCUGCGGGGUCAGCUCCGGGAGGCUGCUCGGGAAGGUCUCCGUGCCCCUGGACCUCGCCGGCGCCGAGUCCAGGGCCUGCGUGUUCCACAGCGGGUGGAUCAACGUGGGCAAGGGGACGAAGGGGUCGUCCUCGGCUCAGUUCCACUUGAACGUCAGGGCCGAGCCCGACCCUCGCUUCGUGUUCCAGUUCGACGGGGAGCCCGAGUGCAGCCCCCAGGUGUUCCAGAUACAGGGCAACAUCCGGCAGCCCGUCUUCACCUGCAAGUUCAGCUUCAGGUCCAACAAUGGCGACCACCACGCUCAGCGAUCGAGAUCACUUCCACUGGAGCCGAGCUGCUCGAGAAGCUGGUUGAGCUCGUUCGGCAGCGAGCGAGAGAGGCCCGUCAAAGAACGCAAAGGCUGGUCCAUCACGGUCCACGACCUGUCCGGCUCCCCCGUGGCCGCCGCAUCCAUGGUCACCCCCUUCGUCGCCUCCCCGGGCUCCGACCGGGUCAGCCGCUCCAACCCCGGCUCGUGGCUCAUCCUCCGGCCGGGCGACGGCACGUGGAAGCCCUGGGGCCGCCUCGAGGCCUGGCGCGAGCGCGGCGCCUCCGACAGCCUCGGCUGCCGCUUCGAGAUCAUCCCCGACUCGGCCGGCGCCGGCGUGGUCGUCUCGGAGACGACCCUGAGCUCGAGGAGCGGCGGCAGGUUCCUGAUCGACCUGGGCGGGAACGGCGGUGGCAACGGCAACGGCAACGGCAACGGCUCGGGCGGGAACAACGGGCGGGCGACGCCGGGGAGCGCGGGGUCGCCGGCGUGCAGCCCCCGGAGCAGCGGGGACUUCGGGCACAGCCUGUGGCCCUACUGCGCGUACAGGGGGUUCGUGAUGGCGGCCGGGGUGGAGGGGGAAGGGAAGUGCAGCAAGCCGACGGUGGAGGUGAGCGUGCAGCAGGUGGGGUGCACGGAGGACGCGGCGGCCUUCGUGGCGCUGGCGGCCGCGGUGGACCUGAGCAUGGACGCGUGCAGGCUGUUCACGCAGCGGCUGAGGAAGGAGCUGUGCCAGACCGUCGACUCCUCGUCGUCGUUUUAGCGUUGGGGGACGGGCGGGGGGCGGGGGCCAUGUCCGGUUGAGAACGUCGCUUCCAUUUUU